Messenger RNA from Mirounga angustirostris (Northern elephant seal), 13265 nucleotides. RefSeq names its product RNA polymerase I subunit B (gene POLR1B). Gene Ontology annotation, biological process: DNA-templated transcription. The coding region runs from base 63 to 3470 and encodes 1135 amino acids. The transcript has 17 exons. The record is from RefSeq and is a predicted model, not a curated record. NCBI's taxonomy places the organism in Eukaryota, Metazoa, Chordata, Mammalia, Carnivora, Phocidae. Gene Ontology annotation, cellular component: nucleus; RNA polymerase I complex. Gene Ontology annotation, molecular function: DNA binding; ribonucleoside binding.
UGCCUGCCCUUCUUCCCGGCGCGUGCGGAGCGGUAGCUGGCUCUUGGUGUGCAGGCGGACGCAUGGAUCCCGCCGGCCGGUGGCAGAAUCUGCCCAGCGGGCCUAGCCUAAAGCACUUAACUGACCCGUCUUACGGGGUCCCGCGGGAACAGCAAAAGCCAGCGUUGCAGGAACUGACUCGGGCUCAUGUUGAGUCCUUCAACUACGCUGUGCGCGAGGGGCUCAGCCACGCAGUGCAGGCUAUCCCUCCCUUUGAAUUUGCUUUCAAAGAUGAGCGGAUCUCUCUUACUAUCGUGGAUGCUGUCAUCAGUCCACCCAUGGUUCCCAAAGGGAACAUCUGCAAAGAGCUCAACAUUUAUCCAGCCGAAUGCCGGGGCCGGAGGAGCACGUAUCGGGGCAAGCUGACCGCUGAUAUCAGCUGGGCAGUGAAUGGAAUCUCCAGAGGAAUCAUUAAACAGUUUCUUGGCUAUGUUCCCAUCAUGGUGAAGUCUAAGCUUUGCAACUUACACAACCUUCCCCCCAAAGCCCUCAUUGAGCACCACGAGGAAGCAGAGGAAAUGGGAGGUUAUUUUAUAAUCAAUGGCAUUGAAAAAGUCAUCCGAAUGUUGAUUAUGCCUCGGAGGAAUUUCCCUGUUGCAGUGAUAAGACCAAAAUGGAAAACCAGAGGGCCUGGCUAUACUCAGUAUGGAGUCUCAAUGCACUGUGUGAGGGAAGAACAUUCUGCAGUCAAUAUGAACCUUCACUACUUGGAAAAUGGCACAGUUAUGUUGAACUUUAUUUAUCGGAAAGAACUGUUUUUUCUUCCUUUGGGAUUUGUACUUAAGGCACUUGUCAACUUCUCCGAUUAUCAGAUUUUUCAGGAGCUCAUCAAAGGCAAAGAGGAGAACUCUUUCUUUAGGAACUCUGUUUCUCAGAUGUUAAGGAUCGUCAUGGAAGAGGGUUGUUCCACACAAAAACAGGUCCUUAACUAUCUAGGUGAACGCUUCAGAGUAAAGCUCAGUCUUCCUGACUGGUGUCCAAAUGAACAAGCCGCAGAGUUUCUGUUCAACCAGUGCAUCUGUAUCCACUUGAAAUCCAAUACUGAAAAGUUUUAUAUGCUUUGUCUCAUGACCCGGAAGCUCUUUGCUUUCGCCAAAGGAGAGUGCAUGGAGGACAAUCCUGAUAGUUUAGUGAAUCAAGAAGUCCUGACGCCCGGUCAGCUUUUCCUCAUGUUUCUGAAGGAAAAAAUGGAAUCUUGGUUAGUGUCUAUUAAAAUAGCUCUAGACAAGAGGGCUCAGAAGACGAAUGUGUCCAUAAACACUGAAAAUUUGAUGAAGAUUUUUAACCUGGGAACAGACCUUACAAAACCAUUUGAAUAUCUUCUUGCUACUGGGAAUCUGCGUUCCAAAACAGGUCUUGGCUUCCUGCAAGAUUCUGGCCUUUGCGUUGUGGCUGAUAAGCUGAACUUCAUACGCUAUCUGUCCCAUUUCCGCUGUGUACACAGAGGGGCCGAUUUUGCCAAGAUGAGGACCACCACGGUGCGCAGGCUGCUGCCGGAGUCCUGGGGCUUCCUGUGUCCUGUGCACACCCCAGACGGGGAGCCCUGUGGCCUCAUGAACCACUUGACCGCUGUGUGCGAGGUCGUCACACAGCGUGUGCACGCGACCUCUAUUCCCGCCUUGCUCUGCAGCCUGGGGGUCACUCCGGUUGACGGAGCUCCACCUCGACCGUACAGCGAGUGCUACCCCGUCCUGCUGGAUGGCGUCAUGGUUGGCUGGGUGGAUAAGGAGCUUGCUCCGGGCAUUGCAGAUUCUCUCCGACAUUUUAAGGUGUUGAGAGAAAAAAGAAUUCCUCCCUGGAUGGAAGUGGCCCUUAUCCCCAUGACAGGAAAACCAAGUCUCUACCCGGGAUUAUUCCUGUUUACCACUCCUUGUAGACUGGUGCGGCCUGUGCAGAACUUGGAAUUAGGCAGAGAAGAACUAAUUGGAACUAUGGAGCAGAUCUUCAUGAACGUUGCCAUCUUUGAGGAUGAGGUUUUGGCAGGAGUUACCACUCACCAGGAGCUCUUCCCUCACAGCCUGCUGAGUGUGAUCGCCAACUUCAUCCCUUUCUCCGAUCACAACCAGAGUCCUCGGAACAUGUACCAGUGCCAGAUGGGGAAGCAAACCAUGGGCUUUCCACUUCUCACUUACCAAGCUCGGUCAGAUAAUAAACUGUACCGUCUUCAGACUCCACAAAGCCCUUUAGUAAGACCAUACAUGUAUGAUUAUUAUGACAUGGAUAACUAUCCAAUUGGGACAAAUGCCAUCGUUGCUGUUAUUUCUUACACUGGCUACGAUAUGGAAGAUGCCAUGAUCGUGAAUAAGGCCUCCUGGGAACGAGGCUUUGCCCAUGGAAGUGUCUACAAAUCUGAGUUCAUAGAUCUCUCUGAAAAAAUUAAACAAGGAGAUGAUAGUCUGGUGUUUGGAGUCAAACCUGGUGACCCGCGGAUUUUGCAGAAGUUAGGUGAUGAUGGCUUGCCAUUUAUUGGAGCUCAGCUGCAGUAUGGAGAUCCGUAUUACAGCUACCUGAACCUCAACACCGGGGAAAGCUUUGUGAUGUACUAUAAGAGUAAGGAAAAUUGCAUUGUGGAUAACAUCAAAGUGUGUAGUAAUGACACUGGCAGUGGGAAGUUCAAGUGUAUUUGCAUCACGAUGAGAGUCCCUCGGAACCCAACUAUCGGAGAUAAAUUCGCUAGUCGCCACGGGCAGAAGGGCAUCUUGAGCAGGUUGUGGCCGGUUGAGGACAUGCCUUUCACUGAGAGUGGGAUGGUCCCAGACAUCCUGUUCAAUCCUCACGGUUUUCCCUCCCGCAUGACCAUCGGGAUGUUAAUUGAAAGUAUGGCAGGGAAGUCUGCUGCUCUGCACGGUCUCUGCCAUGAUGCGACACCCUUCACCUUUUCAGAGGAGAACUCGGCCUUAGAGUAUUUCGGCGAGCUGUUAAAAGCCGCUGGCUACAACUUCUAUGGCACCGAGAGGUUGUAUAGUGGCAUCAGUGGGAUAGAACUGGAAGCAGACAUUUUCAUAGGCGUGGUUUAUUACCAGCGUUUACGCCACAUGGUUUCAGAUAAAUUCCAGGUUAGAACCACGGGAGCCAGAGACAAAGUCACGAACCAGCCUAUUGGGGGAAGAAAUGUCCAGGGUGGAAUCCGUUUUGGGGAAAUGGAGCGGGAUGCUCUUUUAGCUCAUGGUACAUCUUUUCUCCUUCAUGACCGCCUCUUCAACUGUUCGGAUCGCUCAGUAGCCCAUGUGUGCGUGAAGUGUGGUAGCUUACUCUCUCCACUGCUGGAGAAGCCACCCCCUUCUUGGUCUGCCACGCGCAACAGAAAAUACAACUGUGCUUUGUGUGAUCGCAGCGACACCAUCGACACUGUUUCUGUGCCUUACGUUUUCCGGUAUUUUGUAGCGGAACUGGCAGCUAUGAACAUCAAGGUGAAACUGGACGUCAUUUAACUUGAUGUGGCCUUUUGGGUUAGGAGAACUCUCAGAUUAAAACCAAAUAUACCUUGAGCUCAGUGAAGAUAUGACUUGGUUACUCUGGAGUGUUUUUCAAGGGUGUUCAAGUUUCCCACCGAGACCUGGCAACUAAGAAUUCAGGAUUUCUGAGUCUGACCAGUAUGGUAACUACUGAAGUUGAUUUUCAAUAUAUUUGUUAAAAAAUUCCACAAGUAUCUUCUUUAAAAAUGAUACACUGAUAGAAGGAUAUAUAGGGAAGUCUUUCCAACCCCAGGGUCUUUGUACCCUACAUUCAGUGGGCAGUGACCAUCGAACAUUGCUCCGUCUAGAACCGAGCAAUCCAGUACAAAUACCACGCAAGUGACAUAUGUAAUUUUAUAUUUGCUUAUAUCCACAUUAAAGUAAAAACCAAAGGUAGCUCUAUUGAAGUGUAAUUGUUACACAAAACUGUGCAUAGUUAACAUGUACAAUUUGAUGGGUUUGAGCAUAUGCAUACACCUGUGAAAUGAUCACCACAAUCGAGGUAAUAAACAUCACUCUCCAAAAGAUUCCUUGUGCACUUUGGGGUUGUGUGUGUUUUUGGUAAAAACACUGAAUUUGAUAUCUACCCUCUUAAUAAAUGUUUAGAUGUACAAUAGAGUAUUGUUAACUACAGGCAAAAUUGACUCGUAUAAGUGGAGCUUUACACCUGUUCAGUAGCAACUCCCCAUUUCCCUCCCACCAGCUCCUGGUAGCCAUCACUCUAGGCUGUGAGUUUGACUCUCUUAUUAGAUACCUCAUAUAAGUGAGAUCAUGCAGUAUUUGUGCUUCUGUGAUGGGCUUAUUUCACUUAGCAUAAUGGCCUUCAGGUUUAUCCAUGUUGUUGCAUAUGGCAGGAUUUCCUUUUUUUAAGGCUGAAUAAUAUUCCUUUUUGUGUGUAUAGCACAUUUUAUUUGUUCAUCUUUUUUUUUUUUUUUUUUAGAUUUUAUUUAUUUGAGAGAGCAAGAAAAAGCACCAGCAGGGGGUGGAGGGGGAAGCAGGGUUCCUGCCAAGCAGGGAGCCCAACGUGGGGCUCGAUCCCAGGACCCCACAAUCAUAACCUGAGCCGAAGGCAGAUGCUUAACCAGUGGAGCCACCCAGGCGCCCCUAUUGGUUCAUCUCUUGAUGGACAUUUAGGUUGUUUCCAUACCUUAGAAAUAAUGUUCAUAUACUGUAUUUAAUAUAGUCAAAAUGCCAUUUCCACAUAUAAUAAGUAACAAUUUAUGGAGAUAUUUUACAUUCUCUUUUCAUACUAAUCUCUCAAAUCCAGUGGCUGUUUUUCUUUGUACAUUUCAUUGUACGUACGUGCUGUCCCCCCGUUGGCGCACAUUUGGGCAGCCCCGUUCUUUGGCUACUGUAAACAGUGCUGGCAUAGAUAACCUUGUAUUCGCUCGUGAAUCAUGCUCUUUGAUGUUAAACUUCACUAAGAUAAUUCUUGAGUCUGGCUUUAGGUGUCUGUUACUAACUAGAAGGCAGAUAGGGCUAGACUGAGAAAAAUGUAUAUCCUGGCUUUGCUUCAUGAAACUGUUGGGGAAAAAAAUAAGGAAAAAUGCCUCAAAUCUAGUGGCUGAUACUUUCACCUACUGUUAGUAGAAUCCUAGCUGAACUUUAGACAGUCUCUGUCUAUCUCACAGUCCCAUAGCUGAGGUAUGUUGUUCCAAGUCUCCUAAUUUUUUUAGGAGCACCAAAAAUGGUAAUAAAUAAAUAAAGUUUGUUUUAACUUUUACUUGUUUUUUUAUUUAAAUUCCAGUUAAUAUAUAGUGUAAUAUUAGUUUCAGGAGUAGAAUUUAGAGAUUCAUCACUUCCAUAUAAUACCCAGUGCUCAUCACAAGUGCCCUCCUUAAUCCCCAUCACCCAUAUACCCCAUCCCCCUGCCCGCCUCCCCUCCAGCAACCUUCUGUCCUCUAGAGUUAAGAGUCUUUUAUGGUUUGCCUCUCUCCCUCCCACCCCUUGCUAUGUUCAUCUAUUUUAUUUCUUAAAUUCCACAUAUUAGUGAAAUCAUAUGUCUUUUCUCUGGCUUAUUUGCUUAGCUUUUUAAAAUUAUAGAUUCACAAAAUUGACAUUGGGACAAUUCACAGAGUUUAGUCCUAUUUCACCAGUUUACACGCACUUGUUUAUAUAUGUGUGUAUAGUUCUGAUCAAUCUUAUCACACUUGUAGAUUGAUGUAACCAACAUAAGACACAACUAAAAACCAUAAGUGACUCUUUUUUUUUUUAAAGAUUUUUUUUUUUUUAAUUUAUUUAUUUGACAGAGAGACAGUGAGAGCAGGAACACAAGCAGGGGGAGUGGAAGAGGGAGAAGCAGGCUUCCCGCCGAGCAGGGAGCCCGAUGCGGGGCUCGAUGCGGGGCUCGAUCCCAGGACCCUGGAUCAUGACCUGAGCCGAAGGCAGACGCUUAACGACUGAGCCACCCAGGUGCCCCGACUCUUAAUCAUAAGAAAUAAACUGAGGGUUGCUGGAGGGGAGCAGGUUGGGGGGAUGGGGUAGCUGGGUGAUGGACAUUAAGGAGGAAAAGUGAUUUAAUGAACACUGGGUAUUAUAUAAGACUGAUGAAUCACUGACCUCUUCCUUUGAAUGUAAUAAUAUACUAUGUUAAUUGAAUUUAAAUUAAAAAAAAAAAAAAGAUGCACAACUAUUCCACACCACAAGGCUCUGCCAUGUUUUCCCUUUAUAGCCAUCCCCAACUCCAUCCCCCAACUUUAACCCCUGGCAACCACUAAUCUAUUCUCCGUCUCAAUCAUUUUGUUAUUUCAAGAAUAUUAUAUAAAUGGAAUCAUACAGUAUGUGACCUUUUGAAAUUGGCCUUUUCCACUCAGUGCAAUUCCCCUGAGUCCACUUAAGUUCUUUUUUUUAAGAUUUUAUUUAUUUAUUUGACAGAGACAGAGACAGCGAGAGCAGGAACACAAGCAGGGGGAGUGGGAGAGGGAGAAGCAGGCUUCCUGCUGAGCCGGGAGCCCAAUGCGGGACUCGAUCCCAGGACCCCGGGAUCAUGACCUGAGCCGAAGACAGUCGCUUAACCAACUGAGCCACCCAGGCGCCCUCCACUGAAGUUCUUGAAUGUAUCUGUAAUUUAUUCCUUCUUACUGUCACUCAGCACUCCAUGAUAUGGAGUUUAUACUUUAUCAUUUGGGUUUGGUUUUUGGUAGAUCAUGCUUUUGGUGUCAUGUCUUUUUUUUUUUUUUUUUAAGAUUUUAUUUAUUUGAGAGAGAGAGAAUGAGAGACAGAGAGCAGGAGAGGGAGGAGGGUCAGAGGGAGAAGCAGACCCCCCGCUGAGCAGGGAGCCCGAUGCGGGACUCGAUCCCGGGACUCCAGGAUCAUGACCUGAGCCGAAGGCAGUCGCUUAACCAACUGAGCCACCCAGGUGCCCUGGUGUCAUGUCUUAAGAACUCUUCAAGCCCAAAGAUUUUAUCAUAAUAUCUUCUAAAUGUUUAUAAUUUUAUGCUGUACAUUUAAAUCUGUGAUCCAUUUAUCCCUUUUGAGUUUAUUUUUUUUUAAGAUUUUAUUUAUUUGACAGAGAGAGACACAGCAAGAGAGGGAACACAAGCAGGGGGAGUGGGAGAGGCAGAGGCAGGCUUCCCGCUGAGCAGGGAGCCCGAUGUGGGGCUCGAGCCCAGGACCCUGGGAUCAUGACCUGAGCCGAAGGCAGACGCUUAACGACUGAGCCACCCAGGCGCCCCUUGAGUUUAUUUUUUUUUAAAGAUUUAUCCCUUUAUUAGAAUGUGCAAGUGGAGGGGGUGGGGUGAGGCAGGCAUAAUCUCCAGCAGACUCCCUGCUGAGCAGGGAGCCCUGAGCAGGGAUUGAUCACAGAACCCUGAGAUCACCACCUGAGCUGAAAUCAAGAGUCCAAAUGCCCAAUGACUAAACCACCCAGGCGCCCCUUGAAUUUAUUUUUGUAUAAGGUGUGAGGUUCAGAUCAAGAUUCUUUUUUUUUUUUGCCAGAGAAUUGGAUGAUAAGUAUCAUUUUGAAUGUUGUGCUGGUAUAACACAAAUCAGUGUAUGCAGUGAAGGGAUAAGGUAUAGACAAGAUACAUAUUUAUACAAAUGGAAUGUUGUUUCAAAACAAAUGUCUUCAAGGGAAGGAUGGAGCUGUAGGUAAAACUGAAUGUUACAUCUAUGAAUGGAAUAUUGCAUAACAGUAUUUUAAAGAAGUAAAUACAAAAUUGAGUGAUAGGGGGCACCUGGGUGGCUUAGUUGUUAAGCCUUCGGCUUGGGUCAUGAUCCUAGGGUCCUGGGAUCGAGCCCCGCAUCGGGCUCCCUGCUCCGUGGGGGGCCUGCUUCUCCCUCUCCCACUUCCCCUGCUUGUGUUCCCUCUCUCGCUGUGUCUAUCAAAUAAAUAAAAGCUUAAAAAAAUUGAAUGAUAGGUUAAUUAUCUGAAUAGUAUAUGGAUAGAUUAAAAACUGCAAUAAAAUAGGGCUGUAUAUUUCUGUAUUGUUUAUAAGUUUCUGUAUUGUUUAUAAGUUUCCUAAUGAAAGAACAGAACUACACACAAGAUGGAAUAAAUAAUUUGUCUCUGUUAAGAAUGUUGAUCCAGAGCGCCUGGGUGGCUCAGUUGGUUAAGCAUCUGCUUUCGGCUCAGGUCAUGAUCCCAGGGCCCUGGGAUGGAGCCCCACAUUAGCCUUCCUGCUCAGUGGAGAGUCUCCUUCUCCGUCUCCCUCUGCUGCUCCCCCUGCUUGUGUUCUCUCUCUCUCUAUCAAAUAAAUAAAUAAAAAUCUAAAAAAAAAAAAAAGAAUGUUGAUCCAACAAAAAUGAAUUGCCCACUGUGGUCCUUGAAACUAACCUGUUUUAUUUAAUGGACACUCCAUACACCCAAGUGGUUGUAACAGGUACUGCAAGAUGUAUUAUACGAAUAGACGUUUCAAGUAUGUGUGGUACUUCUUUUGAUGGUAAGAAGUGUUCCUGUGGGGCAGAUCUACAGUGAGGACAGUGCCAGUGGGUUGAGUAUCUCUGUGGGACCCAGCAGGCACCCCAGCCCAGCCCUGCGGUGUGGGGGAGGCAGCACAGGAUGUGGGGAAGAGCCCACUGCACUGAUGGAAGAGCUGGUCCGGGCAGGAGCGCUUCAGACCCCCUUCCAGCAGGCUGUCCGCACUGCCCUCCCCCUUUGACAGCUAGUCCUGGUGAGCCUUUUCAACUGCAAGCGUUACUGACAAUGAUACAGGGUGCAGCCUGUGGCAAAGGGAUGUAGGCGAAGGCUCCCCCUGGGGUUUUGGCCUUCGUGUCCUUGUAAGAGAACACACAGAGAAGGUGAUGUGAGCGGAGGCAGAGAUGGAAGUAAUGUGUCUACCAGCCAAGGAAUGCCAAGGACUGCCUGUAACCACCAGAAGCUGGGAAACAGGUAUGGGACAGAUUCUUCAGAGCCUCCAGCAGGAAUCUGCCAGCACCUUGAUUUUGGACUUCCGGCUUCCUGAACUGUGAAAAUGCAUGUCUGUUGUUUUAAGCUACCCAGUUUGUGGCAGUUUGUUACAGCAACCUCAGGAAGCCAGUCCCACUGAGGCUUAGCUCCUUACAGAGCACAGAUUAGCAUGGGUUCUAAAUGUGCGAUGCCUCCAUGUGGAUAGAAGAUAAUAUUGAGAUUGGUGAGGAGGCCCAGAUUGGCUGUAAAGAAAACAAGCCACUUAAUUAACCCUUCCCACACUUACUUUUCCUUCCCAAGUGGUGCAGUGUUCUAUUUGAACCAUCAAAUACCACUUCUUGGAGGCAAAGCCAAGAAGUGAGGGCAGUGUCCUCUCUCUGGGACUGGUUUCUGCACACCUCCCUUUCAGCCUGUGGCCCACAGCUCCCGAGGACCUGGAAGAGAUCAGCACUGGGACCCGCUCAUCAGCUGCAGCUUCUGAAUCUGCAUUUCCUACGCCUCAAACCCCAUGAACCUGCCGUGGAUGAGGAAGACACACGCAGUGCUGCGGAGGUGGCCAGGCCCACUGGAAUCUCAGCCUCAGGCAGCCGCCCAGUGCAGGAGGAAAGGAACUGUCCUGGGUGAGCUGUCAAGGUCUUGCCUAAGACCAGUCCCCAGGAGGCAGAAUAGAGCCAAGCAGACCUCAUCACAAGGGCACCGUUCUGCUGCCUCACACCCAUCAUCAGGUAGGAAGGUUGUUAGCUGGUGUUUGUCAGUUCCUCUAGGACAGAGCCAUGGCUUUCACCUCCUCCCAAGCCCUCCCCUCGCCCAGCACCGGAGGGAAGGCAGCACCCUUAAUACAGGCCUGUGUGGACAGCAUGGCAGGACCCAACAAGUGGACCCUUUUCUAAGCCUCACCGGCCCUUGCCUAGACUAACAAAUGGUUGGAAUCCAGACGCAGGAGGAAGGGAUGGGAUUCAUUGCAGUUCCCAGGAAUCCUAAGGCUUUGGGCUCUGGAAGAAUAGAUCUGGGAGGCAUAGGAUCCAGGAGACACUAAUGAGAAAGUGGAAGUUAAGCUUCAAGCAAAGUGUUCAUUUUUCUCUGUCUUUUUUUUUUUUUUUAACUAAGGAGCUUAAUGAGGAGAAAAAAGAAGUCAAGAGCUGGGACACCCCCUCAGAGUCAGAGUAUGUGGUUUCCUCUAACAAAUUUCUGUGCUACUAUCUCCAGAGGAGGGGUGAUCCUGAAGCUCUAGGUCACUAGCCACCUGGCUAGUGAGAAAAGAUGUAAUGUGGCUGGAAAAGCGUGCUCACUGCCGUCCUCAGCUUGGAGAUUUUACAUGUAUUGGGCUCGUCAGGAUUUGCCUCCCACCCAUCAUAUCCUAUAAACUUAAGAUUAAGAGGGAGAGCUUCUAGAAAAGAAAAACCCAGAUGAAGGGGGCAAUGAAGCCACCGAGGGGAGAGAAGGAGCCCUCGGGAGUCCUGGAGACCCUCUCCUAGUCAACGGUACUCCUCUCAUAACACCAUUAGGAAAUCACCAACACACCCAGGCACCAUCCCUUCCUGCCACAUGGCCCCUUCAGGGGAUCAAGGGUCAGGACUCACACUGCUGCCAGCUCACAGAUCAUCUGGUCAAAGUCGUUUCUGUGCUGCCAUUCAUGGCGGCUCUCAGUCUGGCCAGGGAUCGAAGCACUGGACAACUCCCUCCAGGUCACAUUCUACAAGGGCAUCCUCCCACCCACCACCCUGUAUCCACCCAUCAUGCUCCCUGCCCUUCAUCAAAUCUGACAUGCCCCACCUGGAGGGACUAAAUUACGCAAAGACAAAUAUCACAUGAUCUCACUUAUAUGUGGAAUCUAAGUUGAACUCAUGAAAACAGAAUGGUGGUUGGCAGGCCUGGGGUGUGGGGGAAAUGGGGAGAUGUUGGUCAAAUGGUAUAAACUCUAUUAAGAUGAGUAAGUUCUGGAGACCUAAUGUAUAGCAUUAGCCAAUAAUAACAUAUUGUGUACUUGAAAUUUGCUAAGAAAUUAGAUCUUAAAUGACCUUAUCACACAUAAAAAAUGUUAACUACGUGAGCUGAUGGAUAUUAUUAUGGUAAUCAUUUCACAAUGCCUAUGUAUACCAACACAUCCCAUUGUAUACCCUUUUUAGCAGUAUGAAUUUUGGUCUUUUACUUGCUGUUUCCCCAGUUCCUGGCACAUAUAUGGCACUUAAUAAGUAUCAUACGAGUCAAUGAGUGGAUCUCAUUUUAUCCUCACGCAAUCCUGUGAGCAGAUGGUUUCAUUUGUCCCAUUAUGACUCUGCCAGACCCCAUGCUAUGGAGGGGAUCCAGCAGUGACCAUGAGACAGAUACAAGCCAUUCCCUCAUGGGUCUUGAAGAAGGCAGAAAAUAAGCAAAUACAAUAACUAAUUCUGAUAAGGCUAGAAAAAGCAAAGUACAAAGUGCUCCACACCAUAGGCUCUGCAGGCGUCAUUUCAGUCUCUGCUCACAAGGGCAUCCUGAAGCAGCUGUCAUGGAGGAAACUGAAACCCAGAGAGCAGAUUCUGCCCAAGAUCUCCGAUUCAAACCCAGGUCGGCUUCACUCCAUAGGUCUGCCUUGCAUUUGAUCCCUAGAGAGGAAGUUAGUCACUCUGGAGCUAUAGCCCAAAGACAACCUAGAAGCUUGGAGGCACAGGUGUUACACUUCCCAGAGGGGGUGUCUCCUCUUGGGGUCUUCAUCGUACCUACUAAUGAGCCCACGUUUGAACCCCUUCUCUUGAGGAAGCACAUUACAGGGACUUUGAGAUAAGACUCAGGAAGUGCCAAGGGACAGGUUAAGAUUUCACUUUCCCAGGAGAGAAGAAUAUGAGGAUUCAGUCCACAAUUGAAGCCAGAGUGUUCUCUGUCACUGAGGGUGUUCCUUCCCCCGUUCUCCCACCAAAAAUACACACUUGGAAGUUUUUGCAAGAAGGAAGAAUAGGAAGGCUUUGGGUGAAAAGCUUUCCUUCGGUGCGCAUAGCUCCAAACCUACUCCUGUCAUCGGAGGCAGGUUCAGAUGGUCAGUGGGGCAAUCAUACGUCAAGGGCCAACCAGAGCAGCUCACAGUAACAGGCUCCCGUGACAGCUCUCACUUCUCCAGAACUCCUGAGGGUCCAGGCUCUGCCCUAAACUGUUCACAGGCACUAUGCCCUAUGUAAAGGAUCUCACUAUCAUCAUCCCCAUUUACAGAUGAGCACACGGAUACUCCAAAUAGCUGUCACUUGCUCACAAAUAGCUCUUGUUCCUCAACACUAUGAUGAAGUGCAUUUUAUGUUAAUUUUGGCUGGAGUCUGGGAAGACAUCCACAUACUAGAUGGCUGGGCUGAUGCUUAGUUUCUCUCUGAUCAUGGGAUACUCGCGCCCACCCUCACAGAGGGGAAAACGCACCCCCAGGCCUCACACUGGAGGACAGAUCAAGAGAUGGAAACGGUACCCCACCAGGAGGAACUAGAAUUACACAUGCCCAUAAUCACGUGGAGCCAAUAUUAACACUCAAGUCCGGCCUGGCCGCAGGGCUUAUGCCAAGAAGGAGGGGGCCUGGUCUGGGUAACCCAGGCUAAGCCGAAGGGACGUCCAGGCCGGUUGGUCCCACUCUUGCGGUGACCCCCUUCCCGCGGCUCCGCGCGCGCGCACGAACCAGCAUCCCGAGAGGACGGGGAGCGCCUGCGCAAGACAGAGGUGGCUAGGCGUCAGGCUCCUAGUCCCCGCGCCCAGCAGCCGGCAGCCACGGCGCCCAACCCGGCCACAGCAUCCGCUCGCCACCAGCUCCGGGCGGGCAGCUAGGAUAGAAGCGCGUGCUGCGGCGUCCACCCCUUAUUCCCGGCGCACUCCGCCGGGGCCAAGGCAAACCGGAUGUAGAAAGAGGUAGAGCAACCGAACCGAAUGGGGGCCUGCGAUGACUGCGCAGGCGCCGCCACGACAGGCGGGGCCGGAAGGAGAGACAGGGCGCCGCCAUGACAGGUUGGGCCUGAAGGGAAUGGAACGGGCCGCUUGGCGGCUCUGCGACCGGAAAAAAACGAGGCAAGGACAGCGGAGUUGGGCGCCGCCAUGACAACCUGUACCGGAAAAGGCGGGACUCUCCUCCCUGACUGAUUCCCUACCGGCAGCGGCCUGGAGAUCCCAAUCAUCCGUCAGAUCCGCCAGGCCUGUGCUGAGCCUUUUGAGGCCUUUGAGGAGUGUCUUCGACAGAAUGAGGCAGCCGUGGGCAACUGUGCAGAGCAUGUGCGCCGCUUCCUUCAGUGUGCCGAGCAGGCAAAGCCACUUCCUGCCUCCUGAAGACUCUUUGAACCAUAGGAAAACUGGACCUGAGCGACUGGCCAUUUGAUGCCCCCACGCCUGAAGAGUGGCCAGGUGGAGUCAUGAGGGGCCUGGAUGGGAGUCUGGCUUCUCUGGACAGCAGGACUCACAAUAAAUAAAGACUCUGUAUACCA